AUGGCCCUCGCUGAUGCCCUCCUCCAGCAUCUGGGCGCCCGGUUCGCCAGCCCCGGCCUCGAGACCCAGUACCGGCGGUUCCGAGCAUCCGGAUACUUCCUCAAGGGCGACGGCCUGAGGGCGGGCGUCCAGUGCGCGAUCCUGGCCACCGGCUGGCUGCGACGUCUGCACAGGGAGGGCGCCACGCUAGGCACCGUGGCCGCGUUCUCCGUCCUCAUCGGUCCGGUGGUCCAAAUUCUGAUGAAGUGGUCGGCAGAGAGGCGGGGUGGGGGCCCGGCGACGCUGGAGGCCCACGUGCGGCACAGGCUGGCAUUCGCUUGCCUGUGGCGCGUGGCGGUCAUGCCGGCGAUGGGCGCGAUCUGCUUCGUCGACUACUUCAAGCCGCCUGGCGCCGGGGCGCGCGGCGGGCAGGUCGCGAUGUACAUCCUCUUCGACACGGGCACCGUGGCGCUGUUCAUGAACUGCGUGACCUACCCGCUGCUGCUGGAGCACCACCUGUGCCUGCAGCCGCUGGCCACGGCCAUGAUGGCCCUCUGGUGCGGAUGGCCGUUCUGCCGGCAGGCUGCGAACACCCCAGACGGGUCGGAGACCGUGCUGUCGGCGUGGAGAUCGCUGGACGCCGCGUCCUGCGGACUCCUGUCGGCCGUGCUAAUGGGGGACGUGACCGGCGCCCUUGAGCCGCCCGCGCUGCCCGCAUGCCGCCAGGUGGUGCUAUCCGCGUACGCGGCUAUGUGCCUGGGCGCGGCGACGUACAUCCUGUGGGCGAUGGAACGCCGCUCGCGGGUGGAAUUCCUGGACGUGCGGAUGCGGGAGGGGCUGGGAGGCGGCGAACGGGAGUGGGCACCGGUGGGGUCAGAGGUCGUGUUCCACGGCGUGCUGGCGGCGGUGGGCGCGGCGCUGGCCUGGCGAGGCCUGGGCGCCGCCCUGUGGGAUCCGGGGCCAGCCGCGGAUUCCGGCUGCGGCGCCCACGAGCGGGGAGGGAUGUGA
Ostreobium quekettii is the source of this 987-nucleotide messenger RNA. Lineage: Eukaryota; Viridiplantae; Chlorophyta; Ulvophyceae; Bryopsidales; Ostreobiaceae. The record is from the annotation of a GenBank genome assembly.